This is a messenger RNA of Mollisia scopiformis, 543 nucleotides long. RefSeq lists its product as uncharacterized. The transcript has a single exon. The record is from RefSeq and is a predicted model, not a curated record. Lineage: Eukaryota; Fungi; Ascomycota; Leotiomycetes; Helotiales; Mollisiaceae. The coding region runs from base 1 to 543 and encodes 180 amino acids.
AUGUCAGCUCCACCGUCGUACUCAGAGCCACCACCUCGUUACUCUCAAGUCGUGGAUCCAAAUCCUGCCAGGUACGCCGUCAACAAUAGGCAGGCUUUUCAAGUUGCUCCACUGCCCAGCCGCCAGCAGCAUCCUGUAGUCCAAGCACUUCCAUUCCACCAGGCGUACAACCCCCAACCAUACAUGCAGCCUUACAUGCAACCUUACCCCAAUGUCCAAUAUCAGCAGCCAUACGUACCAUACGUACCCCACAACUAUUUCUAUCCUCCAUUUGGGAGCACUGUACAACCAUACCCAACGCCAACGCCAUUCUAUCAACCACAAUCUACUAUGUACCAAGCCUCUCCUCAAAUAGCAUCUACUGAAGCCCACGAGUAUCAACAACAGUCUUACGUGCCACCUCCACCUUCUGGAUAUGUCGCGAUCCCAGGGACAAAUUUUGCCGUGCCAGAAGAAUGGAUAGCAGGCAAUAGUAAAAAGAGCAAGAAGAGUAGGAAAAAGAAUAAAUGUGCCAAAGCCCUCUUACGAGUAUUGUAUGGUUAG